CAGCGCGACAGGGCUAACAGGGGGGCGGCUCCUGGGUUACGAGCGGGGGCCGCAGCUGUGGCGUUGGCUGCGGUGGCGUCGGCGGCGGUGGAUGCUGUGACUGCUGCAGUGGAUGAGGGCUGUAGCAGUGAGGAGGAUGUGAAGGGAAAGGAGGAGGAGGAGGAGGAGCAGCAGCAGGAGCAGAGAAGCAGGCCGUUAUCUUUUUGGGAGUGGCUGGGCGGGCGACCUGAGCUGUGGGUGGACCCCCUGGCCAGCCGGGUCAUGGGGGGACUGCAGCAUUGGGACAACACGGGGGGCAGUAGUACUGCUGGUGCUGGUGCUGCUGCGGAGAACACCAGCAACUGGAGGAGCCACGCGUCCUUUCGUACUAGCAGCAACAGCACUCGCGGGAUAAGCACCAGCAGCAGCAGCAGCAGUAUGAGCAGCAGCAAACGUGUCGUUCCCCUGUGUUUCGGUCCGCUAGAGCUAGCGACCAUAGUCUGGGCCGCAGCCCGGCUGCAGCUGCAUCGAGCGGUUCCGGAGCACUUCCCCUGGCUGUUGCAUGACAUCAUGUACGGCAGCUACAACCAGAUGUCGUACUUUGACGGGCGGCAGUUGGCUCAGUUGUCGUACAGUCUCGCGCAGCUGGGCCCUGCGGCGGUCCCGCCUGCGCGGUGGGGUGCGCGGUUCCUGGCCGCUGCUGGGGAGCGAAUGGGGGAGAUGGAUUCGCAGUCGCUGGCUAACCUGGCCCACUCCCUGGAGCCGCUCAACCUGCGACCCGACCCCGCCUGGCUGCGACACCUGCUGGCGGCCUCGGGGACCCGCAUGCUGCAGCCGGGGGCGGGGGCGGGGACGGGGCCAGCAGCGGGGGCCCGCAUGCUGAAGCCGGG
This is a messenger RNA of Astrephomene gubernaculifera, 869 nucleotides long. The record is from the annotation of a GenBank genome assembly. NCBI's taxonomy places the organism in Eukaryota, Viridiplantae, Chlorophyta, Chlorophyceae, Chlamydomonadales, Astrephomenaceae.